This is a messenger RNA of Daphnia pulex (common water flea), 2863 nucleotides long. RefSeq names its product zinc finger protein 383-like. The coding region runs from base 123 to 2408 and encodes 761 amino acids. Lineage: Eukaryota; Metazoa; Arthropoda; Branchiopoda; Diplostraca; Daphniidae. Gene Ontology annotation, biological process: regulation of transcription by RNA polymerase II. The transcript is spliced from 5 exons. The record is from RefSeq and is a predicted model, not a curated record. Gene Ontology annotation, molecular function: DNA-binding transcription factor activity, RNA polymerase II-specific; RNA polymerase II cis-regulatory region sequence-specific DNA binding.
UCAGAUGGCGCCGUCGACUGUUUACAUUAACAUAAAAUGACCAAAUUGUUUUCGGUUGUUCGUCAUGAGAAUUGUUUUUUAAAAUAGUUGGAUUUAGACCAGUUAUUGCUUGUGUUUUUAUCAUGGAGAAUAAUACAGGCAAAAUGGAUUCAGUGGACAGUCGACCGACCAACAUGCAGAUCGCAACUAAUCUACCCUAUCCGAGUAAUGUUGCUAUGUGCUAUCCUCCUCAACCAUCUCUUAGUUCACCCUUGGCUGAUGGAAAUCAUGGGAGUCAAGCACCUGGAAACUAUUUAGUUCCUCCAUCGAUGGCAUCACCUUCUAGCUGCCUAACAACACAACAAAUGUAUUCAAAUUACCCAAGUCCCUAUUAUCGCUCAAUGCUCGCUGGUUCACAGCAAAGCAGUAUGAGUAGCUACUAUGGAACAAUUUUACCACCACCUUCUCAUCAUUCAUCAGCAUUUUAUGGGACAUUUUAUAAUCCAAAUUCUCCUUCAGUUUAUCCAAGUAGUCAACCCCCUAUCAAUCCCAUAAAUUAUUAUUCACCAUCACUCUACAUGCAGAAUCAUGAAACCAUGUGGCCUAACAGCAACUCAAAUUCUCAACCAGCUCCUGCCAAAAGGUCAUAUUCAUAUGAAACUGGUAACAUUAGUCAACUUCCUGCAUGCAGUAAAGUCUCUUCAUCAGUUAUGCCUAUCACAAAUGCAUUGCCUGAAGCAAGAACUACAGCACUACCAGAUGAAGCAUCAACACUCACCUUAGAGCCUUUGCCAGAGUGUUCUUCCUCAGCAGUAGAAUCAGCAAAGGAGACAGAUUUUAUGUGUGUUGAGUUAGACCGACCUGCUUCUAAGUGCGAAACAGCCGAAUCGCCCGGUGACGAUGAAAGCUCUGUAAUAGAUAAAGAAUCACUUGAAGAAUCUGAAGAUGAUUUAGAUCAGGAGGAAGACUCAUCUUCGAGCUACACGUCUUCAUAUACCGAAUCGUAUUCCAGUGAAGACUUGAUCCCCAUAGAAAAUGAAGAUAUUUUGGAGGAUGUGCCAGACAAUAUUUUAAAUGACACUUCGUUUGGGGAUAUUGACCGUGCAAAAGAUUUGGUUGACGACGACCUUCAGUGUUUGCUGUGCAAUAAUUUCGAUCAUCUUAUCCCUAGACUUGACAUAGCUAUUAAACUAGAACCUGUUGUAGGCGAGCCCAUUUCAAAAUCGUCAGUUUUACUUUGCACCCAAUGUGAUCUUAUGUUGGAACGUUACUUGUCAUUAGAAAAAGAAGUCCAGUCUUUACAAACGCAGAUUCAGUCCAUGUACCAGAAUAACAAACAUUCUGAUAAACAGGACGAAGCCGAGUACUGUUCUCUGCAAGGAACUUUACCACCUGAAGAAACUAACCAAAAUUUGUGCCUCGAUGGAUCUUAUGCUACCUCCCAACUGGGAAAUCCAUUACCUACAACGGGAAUAGUUCAACAACAACAACCUUCAACUCCCGAGGAAUUUGAACCGGCACACCAACUAAAAGUCAUGGAUCCUGUCGUCAUCAACAACACGGAACCAGAUCAAACUAACAAAGCAUUACAGCAUACAAUUGAUAAAGAAGUCAUCAAAGCUCAUGGUUGCCACGAGUGUGGGAAAUUUUAUUCUGAUGUGCGGAGUUUGCAGCGCCACAUGAAAACUCACAGAGUAGAAGAAUCAAAUGAAAACCAUACUGCUGGUCAAAGAACCUCUAACGCAGGAUCUGUCCCACUUCAAUGUCAACAGUGCCCACGCCAAUUUCAACGUCGCUCGCACUACCACUACCACAUCAAAAUCCACCACGGACCACGUGAAUUCAAGUGUCAGAUUUGCGACAAAGCAUUCGUCAGUCGAGGAGCAUUAACUACACAUGGACGUAUUCACUCUGGAGAGAAACCGUACGAGUGUGAGACAUGUGGACGACGAUUUAACGUCAACAGCAACUUGCUCGCGCACGUGCCCAAGUGUACUGGUGCCUUGCCGUUUAAAUGUGAGCAUUGCGAAAAAGCAUUUGCCACGAGAUCAUUGUACCAAACUCACGUUAAGGCCCAUCAAGGACAGUUUGCCGUGAAAUGUGACGAAUGUGGCAUGGGAUUCUCGAAAAGAAGUCACCUUAUCGCGCAUCAGCGGACCCAUACGAAAGAAAAACCUUAUCAAUGUCCAGUUUGUGGUAAGGCAUUUUCUAGCAUCGGAAAUUGCAACAGCCACGCCAAAACUCACGCCGAUGAGCGAAAAUAUGUCUGCGAAAUUUGUGGGAAAAAAUUUGCAAGGCGUCAGGCGCUCGAGAUGCAUCUCAACAGACAUACGGGAAUGAAGCCAUUCAAAUGUGACGACUGCAAUAGAUCUUUCCACGACGCCAGCAACCUAAUAAACCACAAAAAAACACACCGCCAAAACAGCUGAAGGGGUUUUUUUUUUUUACGAGCCGUCCAUAAGAAGUUCAUACAUGUGUCUUGAAUGACUACAGUAUUUUUUUUGUAUUGAUUAACUUCUACAAUCGAUGACAAAAGUUUGCGUCGGUAUCACGCCGAAUUAUUCCAAGAAAAAUGGUGAUAAAAAUCUAGCGUUCUACCCAAAGAAUAUUACGGGAUAAUAUAAGUGUUUGUGAAUACAGACACAAAAAUUAUGGUUGAUUGAAUUUCUCACUUGAUAGUCGUUAACAGUAACUUACACGCUACCGGCAUUAAAUCCUGGCGUAUGUUCCAUCAGCUGAAAAAAAGGCUCCUUAAACGUCACAUUUGUGAUACCAGUAGAUGACUCGCUUCUUUCUAUAUCGUUCUCCGAUCGAUCCGAGUAUAGACAUUUCUGAAUCAUAUGUACACAUAAUAUAUAAUAAUAAACGGUUGAACAAAAGAAAA